AUGCAGAAUAAACUGCAUGACGCCUGCUCAAAAAAUGAGGUGGAAAAAGUUCGUGAUUACGUUAAAAAACUAUCCAUCGAUGAGAUUAAUCAUAUUGAAAUUGAAACAGGAAAUACUGCACUUCACAUUGCUACGAACAAUGGUCACAUUGAAAUCAUCAAACUCUUACUAGAACGAAAUCCGUUCAGAUCAAUUCGAAAUAAGUGGAACAAAUGUCCUUUUGAUUUAGCACCAAAUGAUAACGUUCGAAGUCUGUUUAAACGAGAAAAUUGUUUCGAUCGUUUCUGUUCGAGACCUGGUAGCCUGUCAGCUCCAGUAUCCCCGGUAAACAACGAUAAAAAUGGUGAUGGCUGUUCAUUGUGUGGUGAAAAUGAUCCGUGCGAAUGGGAAAUUGUUGAUGAUUAUGCCGUCGCGAAAGCAGUUCGCUUUCGGCAAGAAUUGAACUAUUCACUAUUUGCUCGAAAUAAUAUUAAUCGUGACUUGAAAAACAAAAUUUACUCAAUCAACAAAGGUUAUCUCGAUUCGAGACUUCGUGGCAUGCAUCACAUUGACAGUAUCAAGGCAUAUUUCAGAAAAGCCAUCGAAGAAGAGGAUCCGUUCGAGAUAGUGCGUGCUUAUACUUCACCUGCUGUCAACUUUUACAAAUACGUCAACUGCGAUAUGGCACGAAACAUCAUUCAUGACUUAAGACAAGGAUGCUCGAAGUUCUACUGCACUCGUCUUUAUUUAGCUCAAGAUGGCGUCAUGACUAUUACUUCGAUUCUCUUACAUCAUCCGAAAUUUGCACCAUACACUUUCCGUGGAGAAGUCUAUCGAGGCAUGGUCGUGGAAAAAGCGUGCAUGGAGCAUUACAGACCCCACAGACGCAUUGUCAACACUACUUUUCUGUCAACAUCAAGAGAUCGUAACGUGGCAAAAAUUUUUAGUUAUCAGAACGAGGUGAAAGAAGACCAAAUCUCGAUCUUUUGUACAUAUGAAAUUAAAAAUGAUCGUACGGCACUCUAUAUUGCUGAGCUUUCAGAGGUAUCUGAUGAAAAAGAAGUAUUGAUACUUCCAUUUGCUGCAUUUACCAUUAAUACUGUUGGAAAAAACAACGACGGAGAAAUACAUAUAUGGCUUGAAGAGUGUGAACUAACACAACCGAAGAGUUUCCUUACAAUUCCAUUUUUUAAACGCAGGCAAAGCAACACAGUAUUAACCGAAUCGAUCCAACUCUAA
This is a messenger RNA of Didymodactylos carnosus, 1218 nucleotides long. The record is from the annotation of a GenBank genome assembly. Lineage: Eukaryota; Metazoa; Rotifera; Eurotatoria; Philodinida; Philodinidae.